AUGAAAAAAAUAAAGAUUUCCUUCAAUUUGCCGUUGGGUACUAAAAGAUCAUUAAAUAAAAAGAAUAAUUCCUCGUAUCCAGGAGUUUUUUGCCACGUCAUAAAUUGUACUCUUUCAAGCAAACUUGCUUUGGCUGCCUCCAAGGAGUUGCCGCAUCAUUACCUGCAGCCAUCGGGAAGGAGUUCCAUGGCCAUCAUGAAGUUGCUGAGUGCGCAAAGCUCACAUAAUCGUUCUUUCUGCAGCAGAGACGGAAUAUCGCUCUGUCGUACUCUCUAUAUGCGCCGCGCUACUGUCAUGGAUGGUUGUAGCACAUCCAGUUUAUGCAACCUUUCGUGUAGGAUUUGGAAUAGCGACACGGACUCACUGUCGCCUUUUCGUUGCCGGCUGACAUGUCUAAAAGACACGUUAACACACGUGGCAUCAACGAGCUCUUUAAUAUUGUUCCAGUUAAAUGGUGACAGAGCCGAAGACUACAUGCUAGACAAGUUUAAGGAAGAUAAAGAAAAGGAAGGGUUGUUGGAGAAGAUGGUCAUUCCAUCGCCACUACGCACACCAAAGCUUGUUGGCAACUGCAAUGAGAUUGACAUGGUGUACGACUACUCAGACAAAGACGAUAUCAUUGUAGAUAUCACGUCUCCGCCGACAGUCACGAAGAAUACGGCAUUAUUGCUGUUGAAGGCUAAAACGGCAGAAAAGUUGGACUUAGAGCGUCAGCAGCGCUUACAGGACGCAGACGAUGACGAAGAAGGCUAUAUGACCCAUCUCGAUGCCAAGUGUCUCUGUUUCCGCACCAAGCACGUGCCGUACCUUUUGUUCUUGUCGGAUUUUAUCGUUAACAAUGGCGCUGGCAUGACGAUCAAUUUUUUCCCGCUCUGA
Messenger RNA from Peronospora belbahrii, 876 nucleotides. Lineage: Eukaryota; Oomycota; Peronosporomycetes; Peronosporales; Peronosporaceae. The record is from the annotation of a GenBank genome assembly.